Messenger RNA from Cylas formicarius (sweet potato weevil), 1636 nucleotides. It is a transcript of the gene Golgin84, whose product is annotated as golgin-84. The coding region runs from base 148 to 1584 and encodes 478 amino acids. Gene Ontology annotation, biological process: Golgi organization; retrograde transport, vesicle recycling within Golgi. The transcript is spliced from 7 exons. The record is from RefSeq and is a predicted model, not a curated record. Gene Ontology annotation, cellular component: Golgi membrane; Golgi cisterna. NCBI's taxonomy places the organism in Eukaryota, Metazoa, Arthropoda, Insecta, Coleoptera, Brentidae.
CAAGGUGGGGAACUUGACUAUUGACGUCAAAGUCUACGUGGGACGGUGGCCCUUUGACAUUUAAAUUUCUAACCCUAUUGUUUUUGAAUUUUAUUUUUGUUUUUCUAAUGGUUGCAAGCAGGAAUUUUGUAUAUUUGAAAACUCAAAAUGGCUUGGUUGCAAAAUUUAGCUGGCCAUGCUGAAAAUUUACUUAAUAAAAUUGAUCAGAAUGCUGCAACUGUGUUAAGUGAUGGUACAAAUAAAUUAAUAACUGGUGAUAUAGAACAAGGACAAAACUUUAGUGAGAUUCAAACGUUUUCGAGUAUGAAACGAUCCAAAUCCAGCAAUGUGUCUUUAAAUAAGAUAAUGUCUAAUUCACCAAUCCAAGACAUGUUUGCUAGUGAACACAGUGCAGAAAGGAAAGGCGAAGCUAUUUUUACUGCGAAUUCUGACAACGAGAAAUCAUAUAAUGGAAGUUUAGUGGAUGAAUAUUUUCUUGACAAAUCCCAAAAAAGUUCUACUUCAUCUAGUUCUAGUUCAAUACACAAUAGCUUCAGUGUUAGUCAAGAACUUGAUUUAUUGCAAUCAAAACUAACAAAACUAGAGAUGGAGAACCAGGAUAUUAACAGACAAUUACUCAAUAUGCAACAUUUGUAUUCUGAGAUGAGAAAUGAAAAUUCAAACUUGCAGUUUCAGCUGGACCGUACUAAUGAACAAUUGACAUUAGCUCAACAAGAAAAGGACCAAUAUGUUGCCAGGGCUCAAAGAAUUUUACAAGAAAAAGAAAAGCUGAUUGCUGUCAAAGAUACUAAUGAUAUAAAGGAUGAAAAUAUUCUAACAACAUACAAUGAUGAGUUAAAUUGUUCUUUAAGAAAUGAAUUGGAAUUUCAUCAACAAAAAGUUAAGGAUUUAACUGAAAAAAAUGCAAAAUUGAUAAAUGAUAAUCAGUCACUUCAGAUUCAACAUCAAGUAAUACAGAAAGGACUACAGCAAUCCAAUCAGCUAUUGGAGGAAAGUCUCUCAAAUGAGAAGAGGUAUCGGUGUAUUGCUGAAGAGGAUUAUGCACACAAGUUCAAGGAACUUCACAUGAGGAAUCAAGAAUUGCUUCAAACUCAGGAACUUCUCAGGAUGAAAAAUGAAGAAAUAGUUCAGUUGAGAACAGCAUUAAAGCAAAUGGGUGAAUCAACUACUAAUGAUGAGUUUGAGAAUCGAAUCAAAUCUUUAACUCAAACUCUUAUGAUGAAACAAAAUACGCUGGAGACUAUAACUACUGAGAGAAAUGCGCUCACUUUGCAACUUGAGAAACUUGAAGCUGAGUACAGGAAGACUCUUGCACAGAUGAAAAGAGAUCAAGUAAAAGUGAUUGAAGUUCAAGAUGUAAAUGAAGAAAGAAUCACUAUUCCUCAUUUUUUAAGAGUUUCACCUCAUGAUGCAGGGGUGACACGCAGGGUAAAAAGAGCUUACUCCACUCUUGACUCAAUAAGUCUUAGAACAGGCAUUUUUUUGAGACGUUAUCCUAUAGCAAGGAUUUUUAUGUUAUCAUAUAUGGUUGUGUUACACGUUUGGGUGCUCAUUGUGUUACUUUGGUAUUUACCAUCUAACUGAUAAAAUAUGCCAAAUAAUUUAAUUUGUCAAUAAAAACCUAUUUUAAUAGUUU